UCAAUAAAAUCUUCUCACUUUGUAACAAAAAAAAAAACUUCACAUUUUUCUCUCAUGCCAAAGAGACCAUAAAUAAAAGCAGUUAUAAAAAAGAAAUGAAGAAAGUUUGAACGAAAGAAAACAAUAUUACCACAAAUAUCAAAGCUCCUCCACCUUAAUCGGACGGACGCCUGAAGGUGAUGGGUAGGAUUUUCUCUGUUGAUUUGGAAGGUAGAGCUUACCGAUGCAUUUUCUGUCAUACCCCUUUUGCCCUUGCCGAUCACGUUCUCUCUCGGUCCUUCACCUGCGGUCGAGGGAGGGCAUACCUUUUCAGCAAAGUGGUGAAUGUUACACUUGGGACUCAAGUAGAGAGGUUGAUGAUUUCUGGAACUCACACGGUUGAAGACAUAUUUUGUUGCUGCUGUGGACAAAUUGUGGGAUGGAAAUAUGUCAUAGCACAUGAGAAAAGUGAAAAAUAUAAAGAAGGGAAAUUUGUGCUCGAGAGAUGGAGGAUAGUUGAUGACGUUGAAGAUGAAUUAAAUUUGGAUGCUCAUGCUAGUUCAAGCGACACAGAAAACACCUAGCCAGUUGCUUCUUUCAUGAAUUCAAGUGUCGCAGCUAAGCUAGAAAAUAUAUUAUAUUGUUAGUACUUAGUAUUCGUCAAGAUAAAAUUUCAUAAAGAAACUCUCUAUUUGGAGCUACAUAGGCUUGGCCCGUUUCUAGCAUUUAUAAAUCUUUUCAUUCAGCACCGGAUGUUGCUAUGUAUUUAUAGAGGGCACAUAUACUAGGCAUGCCUGAGCAAACAUCUUGCAUUUCUUUUGGGUUGGAAAAGUAAUAAAUCACAUUUUGUGACAGUUAA
Molecule: messenger RNA, 838 nt
Organism: Trifolium pratense (red clover)
Lineage: Eukaryota; Viridiplantae; Streptophyta; Magnoliopsida; Fabales; Fabaceae
Product: protein yippee-like At5g53940
Exons: 5
Coding region: 180-563 (127 amino acids)
Cellular component (GO): ubiquitin ligase complex
Source: RefSeq, a predicted model, not a curated record